Messenger RNA from Schistosoma curassoni, 1621 nucleotides. NCBI's taxonomy places the organism in Eukaryota, Metazoa, Platyhelminthes, Trematoda, Strigeidida, Schistosomatidae. The record is from the annotation of a GenBank genome assembly.
ACGAAAGUUACGUCCAUAGCAGUUUCCAAAGUAGUCUUUAUUGGUUGUUAUAGAGGUGUUCAUCACACCUAUGAAAACUUCGGUUUUCUUCGUUCCGAAAUUAUGUGAUGCACAUAUAUUCCUAGGCUCACAAACAUCAGCUGAGACAGCGUUUGGCAAGUAGACUUUUCAUCAGAACUUGCUUACUUCAUGUAGCUGUCAGGUCAAAAACACCUAGGUUUUGUGUCAUGUGGUCAAGCAUGUCGUUUGUUUUUUAUGUGCAUAGUUGGUUCAACUCAUCAUACUUUUGUGUACAAUAAGGUAUCAGAGCAUAUUACUUAGAGUCAUAUAACGAAGAGUUGAUUUCAAUCAUUUAUAGUGCUUCACACUUCCUGGAUCAAAUGGUUCACAUGUGAGUCUUGUCGCACUCCUUUUGUGACUAGUUCAUAAGUUUCUUGGUGUUCAGUGUUGGUCCCUUUAUUGCAUCUCUAAUUACUUUUUAAUGUCAAGAUUUCCAAAAUCGUUUUGGUUUGUAAAAUAAUUGUUUUGUGUCCGCUUCUUAAGUGGCAUUAUGGCAGACGGGUAUAUUUCUUUCUGGUCGUGGUUGGAAUGCGAUGUGAUAACUGCAACAAAUGAUGCCAUAACAAAUACAAUGAACUCACUAUAUCCGCUUAUGGAGAUUACAAAUAUGGAAUAUGGCUGGAAGUAGGUGGCCGGCUGCAGUGGCUCCUACUAACAGAGUCGGGAAUGCUUCUCGAGCAAAACAAGUUAUUUUCGAACCUACAUUUGCCAAAAUGGAAAAAGAGAAUUACGCUUUAACUCAGCGACUAAAGGAAGCUUUCUAUAAGGUAGAGAAGCGGUAUCCUGGUUUCAGUAAAGAUUUCAUGAUUGGCUUGCUUCAGCGGAUGGGAGUCGAUAGUGAAAUCGACGUGACUGAAACGUGUUUACGGAUUGCUGCUCUUCAAGAGUGUGAUAAUCCAAGGACGUCAAGAAAUCCUAGAGUUUUGGAGUUGGAACUUACGGCUAAGACCCUGAAAACUAUUCUUAGUAGCAUACCUGAUGAAAUUAUCGACCGCAGAGCAUUUAUAGAAGUCAUCAAAGGAAUAGCAGAUGCGAUAAAGAUGUUGUUAGCUGCUGUGGGUGCGUUUUAUGAUACGUUACCACCAGGAACACAAAAGAAAUGUCUUGAAGAUCAAAAACGAAAAUUUAUCACCUACUGUCGUAAAUUUAGUGACACUUUGAAGCAGUACUUUAGGAACAACGAUCAAACUGUGGUUUUCAGCAGCGCAAACCUUCUAGUUAGCCAAACCAACCUAAUUUUGUUUGUGGUUCAUGAUGUAGAUUGAAGAAAAGUGAAAAAUGCCACCAUUGUUAAUAUUUUGUGCUUACUUCGGAUUAUAUUUCCUUAUGAAUGUGAUUUAUGAAUAGUUGAAAAAUUAGUUUUUACUUUUGCGUAAACAUCUAUAGUAAACUGGUUACUUUUUUUAAACAUUAAAAUUGCGAUUUCGCGUUACUUUUUUCCAAAUAUUUGGCCAAGUGACAAAUUAUUUUGCAUCAUUACUUAUACUUUCUUUAUUUCCAGCUCCUUGUAAAUUGAGAAUAAAAGCUUUUUACGAAAUAGGAUAUAAAAUUAUUUGUGCUU